AUGGCUGGUAUCUCCACCCACUUAACACGUUCUACUCUCUCACUUCUUUCUACUUCUCUCCGUCGCUCUCAUUCAUCGAAGGAUCGAUUGUCCUGCUCUUCUUCCUCAUCAGCUUCACCUCUCAUGGAUCCACAGAACGGAGGGCGAAGAAGGUUCAUGGAAUUUCCUUACGUCUCGGCCCCACACAGAAAUCUGAUGGUGGAACUCGUCUCGAUGAUUGAGACUCGUCUUGAUUCAUUCCUGCUUCCUUGUAACCUCCCACCGGAUGUCCAGUACUACCAGAACCCUAGUGGGACAGCCCAUGCCUCUCUCCACGUCCGAUCUGGCCUUAAGUCAUCUCCGGUACUCGCACUUGCUCUAUAAUCUGUUUUUCAUUCCUUCCCCUUUUGAAUUCACCGUUUGCUUAUUUAUUUAUUGGUGUUUAGUUGUCCCAUCAUUGCUCUUUUAUCACCUGUUUGGCAUCACAAUAUCACAUAUUUCAAAAGUAGUUUUUGUGGGUAUCUACAAUUCUACUCAUAAGAGGGCGAAAUUCGAUUCUAAAUGUUGUGUUUUGAAGAGCAACAAAGGCUAUGCUAAGGAAUUUUCAAAUUAAAGUGCCUUUGUGGAUGUGUUCUUGGGGAGAUGGAAGGAUGACUUUGGGAAUUGGGACCAAUUUCACAUCGGAAGAAGAAGAAAAGUUUAGACCCUCUGCUCAAGCGGGGUGAUGUUGGCGCUUUGAUGGCGUACUUUAGCACAUGAGCGGUAGUGCGUUGGUGCCUACAUGGUGCACUUAGCAAGUUUAGGUACGAAUCGGGUUGAUCAGCCUAAUCAGGUGUGCGGGUGCCAGCAAAUGCGACGAUUGGGUGUGUCAUUUACAAAUGGACAUAAUAGUUAGAUCAAACGUCAAGAUUUAAAUAGACAAAUUCAAAUUAAUUAAAAUUUGAAUUUGAUACCAUUUGGCCAACAAACACCAAUGGCUAAGUACAGAUUUGCAUUGCACACCUUAAUUUUUGGUGGGGGCAAAUAUUGUUGUUUCAAAUGGCUAGUUUUUUAUAUUGUGAAAGUGGGUUGUUUUGGGGGUGAAAAUUUGAGGAAAUGAAGGGGAGGAGUGGAGGUGAACAUAACUGAUGAGGAAAUGUGCAACUCACCCUAAGUUUUAGGAAUUUUUUUGUAAUCUACCAUUAAGUUAAUUGCCAAAAAAACCUUGUACUUAGGGGGGGAAUACUAAGACCUCCUUCAACUUUAAUCUUUUGUAUUGAACCACCCUCCACCUUAAAACAAAGUGCAAAAAUGGAUGGGUCGUAGGACGCAUGCAUUUAAUGGUUCGUGUGACACACGCAUCCUAAACUGCAUGUGACGACCUAUAAAAAAUUUAUGAUAUAAAAUUCCUCAAAUAUCAUCACCUCUUCCCUCUUUCUUUUCUCUAUCUCCUUUCAACAGCAUCACCAGAGGUUGUUCCCAUUGUGCCUCCAUCUUCUUCAUCUUCUCUGUCUUUAUCUCUAUCUCUCUCUUUAGAGUACCACCAACGAAUUAGCAAAAAAUCUGAGCACAUUUCUCUUUAUCCUCUUCCUCCUGUCCAUCUCUCCUCUCUCUCUCUCUCUCUCUGCAAACCCCUUGCCUCCCCCCUAAAACACCACCUUUUGAAACUUCCCACCACUCAACCCCCAAUUUCCACCCAUUGCAUCCCCUUCCAUCCCCAAAGUUACCUAGCUCUCUCCCUAUCUCCCCUUUCUCUCUCUCUCCACCAAAGCCUCCACCAGACCCUCUCCCUGCCCCAUCGAAACGCAACAUUUGCAACACCCCAGACGACGCCACCUCAUUGUAACUCCCUACUCCACCCCACCCCACCUGCUGUGUGCGACCCACUCCCCACCAAUGAAUUUGUCACUGAUUUUGUCUCUGAAAUUUGUGGUUGAAAUCAAUGCUAAAAUUUAAAUUUGCCGAUGUGCAAAAAUUCACCGUUGUGCAGAAAAUUCAGUUAUGGUUCUUUGAUGUGCAUAAAUUCUUCUUUGAUUUCCACUGUAGAAUUUGAGGUUGGAGCAUAAAUUUGGCUUUGUAUUCGCCAUUGUGCAGAACUCCUAGAUUUUGUUUCUAAUUUAGGAUUUUAUUUUUUGAUUUUAAUUUGGUGUUGGUGGUGGUGGUGGUGGUGGUGUGGUGUGGUGUGUGCAAGGACAAUGGUAUUAACUGGUGAUGAUGAAUGUGCAGUUUGAUUAGUGGCUAUGAUCAUGGUGAUAGAGAAAGGAGGGUAAGAAGGAUGGAUUCUAAGGCUUGGCAAUUGCAAAGAUGAUAUGACGUGAUUUGUUGUCAGUUGAGGAUGGGAGAGGGAGAGGGAUUAAGAGGGUCUAAGCUAAAGAAAGGGCAUUGUAAUGAAAAUUAAAUGAAACUACUGAAGUAUUUUGAUAGUUUUACAUACUAGUUGAUGCACACGUGCGUUGCAC
Ilex paraguariensis (yerba mate) is the source of this 2417-nucleotide messenger RNA. NCBI's taxonomy places the organism in Eukaryota, Viridiplantae, Streptophyta, Magnoliopsida, Aquifoliales, Aquifoliaceae. The record is from the annotation of a GenBank genome assembly.